GCUACGGUGCACCGAGGGUUAACGCGCUGCGCCUUCACUUCGUGUUUUUUUUUAUUUAUUUAUUUGGGUUAUUUUGUCACAGACAGGAGGAAUACGGAACCCGCCACCCCUCCUCCUUAUUUGAUAUUGAACAUUUUAAGUACCCAAACUACAGCAAGUGCAUUGACUGUAACAAAUGGACGCGCGUUCACAGUAGCACCCACAAAAUAAUGCUUUUGAGAGAGGAACAUGUUCACCGCGCCGCACACCACGGAUGGUCGUGAUGGGGGAAGUGUAUUAGCUCCGAAAAGGCUGGCACAUGAAUAGGGGGGCCGGUGAAAGCCAGAAGCCUGGGUGCAGAAGGUUCGUCUCCGGUGAGCUGUCGCGGCGGCCACAGGGGAUAUAACAACUCAUAGAAUGGAGCAAUCUGCAGCUGUCUACUAAUCACCAUCAUCCUCAACGGGGCACCUCGGCACUAGGACGUGUCAGUACGCACUUCGCGGCGGUGGGAGCAAAACCAGACAGGACACGGCGAAGAUGUUGGCUCGACUGGGGCAACGGGCGGGAUGGAGUCGGAUCACACUGUUGCGCUGAGCUCUCCACCCAGAGACAGAUGCGGGGCUCUACCCGCAUUGUAUCAGUACCCCGACGGGCCGACACUUUCCUGGGGCCACUUGCUGACAUCUCAUUUUUAACAUCGAACUUCUGAAUAGGACAUAAAUUGCAAGAUGGAGGUUGCAAUGGUCAGCGCGGAGAGCGGCGGGUGCAACAGCCACCUGCCGUACGGUUACGCCCAGGCGCGCGCCCGGGAGAGAGAGCGUGAGCGCGAGCGCCAGGCGCACUCUCGCGCGGCUGCUGCCGCCGCGGCCGCUGCUGAUGGGGUAGGAGGCGGAGCAGUCGGGGGCUCUUCGGGUCAUCACCAGCAGCACCAUCACCAUCACCACCACCAUCACCAAAGUCAGCCUCAACCGCCACCGCGCAGCGCCUCCUCCGCCUCCUGCCAUGCACACGGCGGCGGGACCGCCUCGCGCUCCUCCUCCCAACAGCAACAGCCGCCGCGCGAACUGCUGCCCGGAGUUAGGGGCGCUAGGCAGCAGCGCGAGCAGCAGCAACAGCGUGAGCCGCCGUCGGGACCCAGGCGCGCCAGGCAGCAGCGGCGCAGCGGCUCUGAAGAGGAAAUCAUGAAAGACGAGGAGGAAGAAGAGGAGGAGGAGGAGGGGGGUUGUGACGAAGAGGAAGAUGUGCCAGAGCAUCCAGACUCGAGGUUGGCAUUUAACAUGCUGGAGGAAGAGGAGACGCUAGCCCCCCAGUCCGGCUACGAGACACUCUAUGGCGAAUACGAGUGCUGCGAGAGGGUGGUCAUCAAUGUGUCCGGACUGCGCUUUGAAACCCAGCUCAAGACCCUCACACAGUUCCCAGACUCCUUGCUCGGAGACCCGGAGAAGCGCAGCCGCUACUUUGACCCCUUGCGCAACGAGUACUUCUUUGACCGGAAUCGGCCCAGCUUUGAUGCCAUUCUCUACUACUACCAGUCCGGGGGGCGGCUCAAGCGGCCGGUCAACGUACCCUUUGACAUAUUCUCGGAGGAGGUCAAGUUUUACGAGUUGGGCGAGGACGCGCUGUUGAAGUUCAGGGAGGAUGAGGGCUUCGUGAAGGAUGAAGAGAAGCCCCUGCCAGAUGACGAGUUCAAGCGCCAGGUCUGGCUGCUUUUCGAAUAUCCAGAGAGCUCCAGUCCUGCCAGGGGCAUCGCCAUCGUUUCCGUGCUAGUCAUCCUGAUCUCCAUUGUCAUCUUCUGUCUGGAAACUCUGCCAGAGUUUAGGGACGAGAAAGAGUUAUUCAUGGGCAUCAACAGCACGGUGUCCGACAGCGGAUUUACAACUUUUAACGACCCCUUCUUUAUCGUGGAGACGGUGUGCAUCAUUUGGUUCUCUUUCGAGCUCAUAGUGCGCUUUUUUGCCUGUCCAAGCAAGACUGGCUUCUUCAAAAACAUUAUGAACAUCAUUGACAUUGUCUCCAUUCUGCCUUACUUCAUCACGCUUGGCACAGAUCUGGCUCAGCAGCAAGGCAACGGGCAGCAAGCUAUGUCCUUUGCCAUCCUCAGAAUAAUCCGCCUGGUUAGAGUCUUUCGCAUUUUCAAACUGUCGCGACACUCCAAGGGGCUGCAGAUUCUGGGGCACACCCUCAGGGCCAGCAUGAGGGAAUUGGGGCUUCUGAUUUUCUUCCUUUUUAUCGGCGUCAUUCUCUUUUCCAGUGCGGUCUAUUUUGCCGAGGCAGACGAGCCCUCCUCACAGUUCCAGAGCAUCCCGGACGCCUUUUGGUGGGCAGUGGUAACCAUGACUACAGUGGGAUACGGCGACAUGAAGCCCAUUACGGUCGGAGGCAAAAUCGUGGGCUCCCUCUGUGCCAUAGCCGGAGUGCUGACUAUCGCCCUGCCCGUGCCCGUCAUCGUUUCCAACUUCAAUUACUUUUACCACCGAGAAACGGACAACGAUGAACAGUCGCAGAUUGCACAGCAUACCCCACUGUGCCCUUACCUCCCCAGUAAUCUACUUAAAAAAUUCAAGGGGUCAUCCACCGCCUCUUCUUUGGGGGAGAAAUCGGAAUACGUGGAAAUGGAAGAGGGUGUCACGGAGUCGCUUUGCGCAAAAGAGAAGCACUUGCAGAGCAAAGGGAACGGGACCGAGAUAGUAAAGAAAAAGUCAAUCAAUCCGAAAUCUGUCCAGACUGACGUGUGAUGCAUUUAUUUUUUUAUUAACAAUCUUUUAAUUUUUGUACUUAUUACAUCUAUACAGUUUAUUGCUGGUGAAAAGAAGCAUUGAGCAGACAUACAAGUGCAUAGAAGAAACAGAAAGGCGAACACAAAGUGGACACAUAAGAGAGAUGAGCUGCACCUGCAGACGAUGAGAACUAAUUAGAUGUCAGCAUUUAUUUUCAGUCCGGCCACUUUGAUCACACCUCAUUUCGGCCACCAGUGUCACCCCCCCCCCCCCCCCCCCCCCCAAACAAUACUGCCAUCCUUCAAGCGAAGUUGAAACCUGCUUGCCUAAUCUCAUAAUGCAAACUCAAGCUUUAUCUCAGCAGCUCCAAAUUUUGCGAUCAAUUCCACCACCCCCACUCCACCCCACUCAAUUUAAAUGCCACGACACAUUUUUUCCAUUCGCCACAACUCGCCCUUCGGCAGCCCCCUUCUACGAUUGUCGGAGGGGCUUCAUUAUAAACAGAGGAGGCGAGAAGGGCAGCCGCUGCGCUCUGCUUAGCGCUGAGUCCGGCAUUUUAAACCUAAACUGAACUCUUUUAUCCGAACGAUUUAUUAGAUGCCGCGAUGCUGCUUUCUGCCCAUCCUAAUCCUAAUCUAAGGCACUUUAUUCAACAACACAAGCUUCCUUAUCUAGUGUUGUGUGCAGUGCGAAACACUUGAAAGGGGCUUCGGAGAAAAGACCGUUACGCUUAACUUCAACUUCGCUUUUUUUGCACUAUUAUGUGUUCUGGAGACAGGGACGCGGCCGUAAAGGCGAAGUUUACCGUAAAUGCUGGACACACAAACAGGGGUUACUUAACGCGCAUCAUCUGCUGGACGGUAUCCCGAGAUGGGACACAGUUGCUCUUUACCAAUCUAGUGUGCCCAUCGGGUGCCACGUAGUGUAACCGUUCAGAUGUGACAAUUCUGAACAUGCAUGCGUUAUUUUAUUGAAUGGCGCAGCGGCCCAUGAAAUCAAAUUUACCUCAUUUGGCAUAAUUGGCAGUGAAGUGCACCCUACCCAGAUUGCAAGCUCUGUGCCACAUGGGUACCCAUUGCAAUUGAGGAUUUUUUUUUAUGAAUCAUUGCUCUAUUUCUUAUUUUACAGCAUUUAGACAGGAAAUCAGCUGUUAUUAACAAAUUGCAAAAAAUAAAUAAAUAAAUAAAUAAAUAAUCAAGAUACAGCAUUGACAAUUUAAAACGUGCUUCCUUCUGGAUUUAAUCCUUUUUUAAACAUGAUCUUCAAUCAGAUAUAGGCUUCUUAAGUAACAGAGCAUAGCUGAAUCACCAUUAAAACUCCCUGACGCUUUUCAAAAAGAUAGACUUGCCUCAGCCGGUUGCUUUUUAUGCCUUCUUGAAUUAUAAAUUGUUCUCACCAAACAUAUCUCCCCUCUCUGACAUGUCUGCCAACCCAGUCCACUCUGAACCUUCCAAAUCUGCCAGCUGCAUCAGCUUGUUCCAGCCUACCCUCCAAAGCUGCCACAUUCCUGGGGUAUCGAACCCACAGCUCAAACCCUUGCUUGCCUCCCUAAUGAAAUGAUCUUCCUGUUUGCGGUGCCUAAAUCAGAUGAAAAGAUCAACCAAAUGGUAGUCACACCACCAUAAUUCUUUGCUGCUGAAGGAACCCUUUGCCAUAUGUGCUCAGACUGUGUGACCUGUGAGCGAUGAAGGACUGCAAAUCCCUUUAAAUUUCAUGAAUGGUUUUGGCAACUUGAAUUUUUGCUUUUUUUUUCUAUUAAUACCUUAUGUGGACAUUCUGCCCAUUCAGAGGGCGAAAAAAGAAAAUAAAAGAAGAAGAAUUAGAAGAACUCCAGUCUUCCCAUAAUGCGUCUACGUGUCCCAAACGCAAAGGUGUAGAAAAAGGAGCAGGGUUAUUGCUGCCCAGACCCGGACACUAUGCCAGCAGCCUGCCAUGCUGGUGGUGGCAGAAGAAGAAGACCUUUGUGUUUGGAGUUUACCUGCAACAAAGUCAAAUCCCAGUCGAAUGCCUUAAAGAAAACCAAGAUUAGUCAUGUUUCUCCAUUUCCUCAUCACCCAAGGUGAAGAGUCCUGCACCUUGGAGAGGGGUGCAAGCAAUUACUGCAAAUAAAGACCAUAGAUUCUUUUUUUUUCUGACUUGUUUUUGACAGAAGAAAUGGUUGGCUGUCAUCUGCCAUCCAGCUUCUUGGCUGAACUUGGAGUUAGCAGGCUCAGGACAGUGGAUAUAUUUUACUUUUCUGGCAUGCAAAUAGAUCUUCUUAAACCAAAAUGCCACUGAUGCAAAUGGUGCUGCUCUGGACGCUUCAUCAACAGAAAGAAGGUUUUAUUUUAUUUAUUUUUUUGUUAAAGUUUUUUUUUUUUUUUCAAUAAUUCCAAUUGCGUGUACGUCUCUGCCUGCAUUCCUUUAUCAGUCAAGAGACGACCUUGGUAAGGUCUAGUUUGUUUCCCAAUUUAAUAAUAAUGUUGCUUUAUAUAGAUAUAUAUAAAGUAACAUGUACACACACACACACACACAUACAGUAUAUAUAUAUAUAAAUAUAUAAAGAUAUAAAUAUAUGUCAUAGCUAUAUUUUCUAUACUUUUUGUUUGCUUUUUGAUGUUUUACUGUUGCAUUGCAAAACAAAGAAUGUCAAGGUGUUGCAAAAUUUAUAAAAGAACAUAGAAGAUAUUUGUUACUAUUUUACAUUGGUUGACCCCCUUGAACGGGGAACCAGUUGACCAGUUGCAAUCUACCUUAUAGAAAUACUGACCAAGCAAAACUGUGGCACUCUGUGAAGCCAUUGAAACAGCAUGCAAACUCAGAUUUAUACAAAAAAAAAAAAUCUCUCGAGCUACUUUAGGACAUUCAUGGUUACGGAAGGGGAGUAAGGCUAGGGCUAACAGCGCAUCUUCAACUUCCACCUCCUUCGUUUAUUUUGUUGAUCUUCGGCCCCGUCCCUCAGUUUUUCUUUUUCUUUGGGCCUGACCUUUCCUUGGUGCCGUGGACUGAGGAAGAGUGAACGUGUCUGCUUUCUUUCCUGCCGUCACGAACCUGACUCCCCUUGGAGAGGAAUCCAGUAGUUAAUCUUCAUCACGUUGGUUACUUGUUCAGGAUGAGAAGGUGAUGAGGAUGGCGGAGGGGAAAUCAGAUAGUUCAUCAGAACUAGGAGUCACUAACAAGUGUCGCUGAGGGCUGAUACAUUUUCUGUUUGCAGGUUACCAGACAUGUCAUGUUUCAAAGUAGCUGCGUUUUAAGCAGUCUCCUCCAAGUUGUGCUCUGGUUUUGGGUUCAUUGUGAAAAUCAGUCCCAGAGAGCUGAAGUAUUUGCCAGUUCUAGAUCAUUAACUAACGGUGGACCUCAUUUUUCGGGGACUGACUUAAGUCAGUAAGAUCUGCAAUGUUUUCCGAUUUUAGAGGACAAUUUGAAAAGACUCCCAUGAUAUCUACUUUUGUAGUAUAAGGUUAAAGUUUCUAGUUCAGAAGAUUAAUUGCAUGUCUUCUUGAUGUGCUAUUUGAGGUUCUAGUGCCCAACAUAAUGAUAAUAUCCUGUCCUCUUGGGAUUGUGUUUUGGAACCCAGGCCAGAAGCCGUGUUUGAGCCCUCAGAGAUUUUUUUUGUGACCCACACUCCCCCAACCUGUCCAAUUAUUUUUGAUGCCUGGACCUCCUCAGCAAGAUGCAUCCCUGGAAGUGUAGGGUCAACCUGAUUGUCUUCCUCAGCACCUUUUAUAGAGCUGGCCAACAAAGGAGCCAGACAGAUUGACUAAAGGAACCUACCCAGCAAAGUUCCAAGGACAUAAUCUAUAAAAAGUUUGAUGUAACACUUGGUUCCUCUAGAGCUGAUGUGCAGAAUUAUUCAAACUUACUGCUGCCUAUCUAAGGAUGAAAUCAAAUAAAAGAAAUGAGAAACAAUACAAAAAAAGAGCCAGACAUGCUGCUGACCGCCAUGUCCUGUAACAGGAAUGACCGGUUGAGUAACUGAGCUCGGAGACUUCUUCGGAAAGGCAGCCGCGUCCAAGUGUGAUAUUCCUCUCCGCAGAUGGCGCUGGGCUCAGUUAUUCGGGAGAUACUUAUCUAUGCAUUUUCAUUUGUCUUUCUGUUCCCUUUCUCCUUCAGCGCAUUUGUUCAUCUUUGAUCAACCUGCAGUCAUGUGGGGAAGGUGGGGAAUUGGAUGCUGACCGUAUAUUUACUGCUUACAUGUUUUUCAAUAGAGUCUCCUCCAACAAAAUUCAAGCUUUUCUUUGCACACAGGAAAGAAUAUUUUUGUACUGGCUAUUUUUUGAAACAGUUAUUUGCAGUAUUUAGCUAUAGUGUUUUUAGCAGAAAUUUAAAAAAGAAGAUGGUAUUUUUGUAAAACCAGUACAAGGUUGCAAAUCUUCCAUGCCCAUUCCUGUAUUUCACUAUAAGAGGAGCAGAUCUCUGCAGGAUGGGCAUUCUAGGCUACAAAAAAAAAAAAAAAUCACCCUCAACAAAGUGAGACUUCAGGUGUGAAGCAUUCAUUUCGAGAAUACAGACUUACAGAUUGAAACGUGUCCGCUGAGAACGAUGUUUUAGUUUUUUCCCUCCCCUGUCAUUCCGUCUUCACUUAAACUCUGUGAUCAUUUUUGUUUUCCUCCUUCUUGGUGUGUUUUAUAUCCGAUCGGUCUGAUUGCUGCAAAAACAGUCUUCCUGUAAAAGUAGCCACAUAAGCCCUUAGAACUAAUCUAAUUUGCAAAUCAUGGGUAUUGUCUGGCCCAUCUUGUCGCUGUUACAGGGGGACAAGCAUGCUGGCAGCUAAGGAGUUCCCCCUCAUUUAGAGUAAAUGGUCUACAAUCUCUGUCUUCUCCUCUGGAAAUGACUAACCUAGAGUUGACUGCCCAGCCUAGACUGUUAAUGUAUUUUUCCAAGCUAGAGUUGAAAAAGGAAUCAAUGAACUGAUGAUAUUCAAGCAUUUUUUUUAUCACAGACACAUAGCUGCAAAUGGCUUGUGUGUAACAAGACAGUUUGGUUUAUGCGGUUCAUUCACUUUGUUGUGGGAUGACAGCUGCUGCCAUUUUGGUCAGCAGUUGCAUUACACAGGUCGAACAGUGUGCACUUAUACUCCAUAAGGAAUUCUUGCCUCGAGUUUACUUAUGACCCAGGGUCAUUGCAGAUGAGGUGAUCUCCAAUCACUAAACAUACAGUGCAUCCUUCUUUUCCUGAAUGCCCGCUGCCAGGUAUAUUUCCCCAAGGGGGAUAAGGUGGACUCCUUCUUAGUGGGGCAGUCUGAAUUUGGUUAUUUUCAGGCAGAGGAAAUGGAAACUCAGUCUUCCUAUCUAUGCUUUCCAUGGUCAUUCUAGCCUAAAGACCAUUCCACAGAGGGAUAUUUUCUCUGUUGACCUAGCUCAGUGUUCUUUUAAGGGCCACUAUUGGCAGGAUUUCAUCUGGUGAGUGGAGUAACUCUGGAAGGCUGCUCUUUUGUUGUUCUAUUUUAGGGUAGUUUCCAGGAAUGGAACUAUAAUCAGUUGCCCUUGCUGUCUGGCAAUCAAGGCUUGAUCAUCCCUCCUUGUUACCAGUUGUUCAUGUGUCUCCAUUCAAUGGGCCCUCUAAAUUAAUCUCAUUUUUGGAAGGCUGUUCCUUAGUUACUUACCAUUUUCCUUAAAGUUGGUGCCCUAUUAAAGGCUGUCAUUGGCUAAGUCUUCCUAGGGGGUUCUCAACUCACGUCUGUUAAAGGGCCGCAAUCAACUCUAAGCUCUUUGUUCAGUCUCCCUCGGGGUCCGGAUUCAGCAUUAUCAUCAUCAUUAUUGUCCGUUCAUCCCAUGCAGUGUUUGCUAUUAUGUUUUUUUUUUUCCAAGAUUCAUAAAGUUCUUGCAUUCUGGAUGUCUGCUGUGUACACAAUAGCAACGUGGAGCUGUACAUUUAGCAGUUGAAAUCUCCUGACAUAUCUGGGGACCGUGCAGCCUCCUGUAUGGUCUUCUUCUGCAUUUCAUAUCUGUCUCCCACUGCAUGAUUCAGUAUUUUACUCCACUUCUGUGAAGAGAUGUAACUAUUAUUGAUUUGGGUGCUAGCGCGCUUCUUGUUUUUGGGACCUCUGUUUGUCUUUUGUUUUCUUUUCUAAUCUGACUCAUGGAAUUUCUAUAUUCAUGUCUCCAACAAGGCAGCAAUACAAGAAGGGUCAAGUUAUGGAAUUAUGUGCAAUGAUGAAAAUAAAGUGAUAACUCUUA
This is a messenger RNA of Erpetoichthys calabaricus (reedfish), 8854 nucleotides long. RefSeq names its product potassium voltage-gated channel, shaker-related subfamily, member 4 (gene kcna4). The coding region runs from base 708 to 2714 and encodes 668 amino acids. Gene Ontology annotation, molecular function: potassium ion binding; protein binding; delayed rectifier potassium channel activity. Gene Ontology annotation, biological process: protein homooligomerization; potassium ion transmembrane transport. Gene Ontology annotation, cellular component: membrane; voltage-gated potassium channel complex. NCBI's taxonomy places the organism in Eukaryota, Metazoa, Chordata, Cladistia, Polypteriformes, Polypteridae. The record is from RefSeq and is a predicted model, not a curated record. The transcript has 3 exons.